Messenger RNA from Blastomyces gilchristii SLH14081, 714 nucleotides. RefSeq lists its product as uncharacterized. The record is from RefSeq and is a predicted model, not a curated record. Lineage: Eukaryota; Fungi; Ascomycota; Eurotiomycetes; Onygenales; Ajellomycetaceae. The coding region runs from base 1 to 714 and encodes 237 amino acids. The transcript has 2 exons.
AUGGGAGUCAUUAUCGGGGGAUCUGUCAGCGUCACGACCAUAAUUCUCAUUGCAAUUGCAGUUUUUGUGGUGUUGCGAUGGCGGAGACGAAAACAAUGCGCUAUGGAACGGACGGCUAGAUUGAGCUCCGAAAAGAAGCGUAAAAUUGGCAAAUCAUCUCGCAUAUCCUCUAGGCCCGCUCGAUCAUCUAAGUAUCCAAUGAGUGGAAUACACUCACAUAUGCGCAGCGUCUCAACUCACUUUGAGCAACACAAUGUAAUUCCCCAUCCAACUUCCCCUUUUAGCGCAAAGAAAAACCACACUAUUAGGCUCCUUGGAAAGGCGAGUCUACCUAGUCACUCAAGCCAACUCCGGGACGAUGCAUGGCAUUGUAUUUGUUUCAGGCACCCGGAUGUCAGAGCCCCUUUCCCUCCUCAACGAAACGAUUCAACGGCAUCCCAAAUAGAGAGCAACUCUGCAAGCAGCGACAGCGUUAUCGUGCUCCCCGGGAGAACGAGCGAAGCCUCCUCUGGCAUCUUCCAGGCUUCAGCAUCAGAUAUUUCCUACAGGCGAACUAACCGUUCCCCACAAAAGAGCAGACUCGAUACUCGAAGAAGUGAUCCUUUCGACCUUGAAAGGCCUAACUCCAGCCCUGCAGACGAUGCUCCUACUCCUGAACUCCCGGACACUUGGAAUCCGCGGUUGUUGUUGCCCCGUUGCGUUCCUCACGAUUGA